Molecule: messenger RNA, 3043 nt
Organism: Tachysurus vachellii
Lineage: Eukaryota; Metazoa; Chordata; Actinopteri; Siluriformes; Bagridae
Product: ly6/PLAUR domain-containing protein 1-like
Exons: 3
Coding region: 81-569 (162 amino acids)
Biological process (GO): acetylcholine receptor signaling pathway
Molecular function (GO): acetylcholine receptor inhibitor activity
Source: RefSeq, a predicted model, not a curated record
CGCUGGUACACAGAGCGCUAUGGACGGUGCGCGCGGGCUGCCGGGGGCUCCAUAACAUACUCACAAGCGCGGUGUGGAGGAUGCCGGUGUUGGGCUUGAGCGUGUUAGUGGUGCUGCUCUGUCUGCGGGAGGUUGGCACUCUGCAGAUUCAGUGUUAUCAGUGUGAGGAGAUUCGGCAAGAUGACUGCUCAUCACCAGAAUUCAUCGUUAACUGCACUGUUAAUGUGCAGGACAUGUGCCAGAAGGAAGUACUUAUCAUGGAGGAUGGUGUACACUACAGGAAGUCAUGUGCGUCAUCUGGUGCAUGUCUGAUUGCAUCAUCAGGCUAUCAGCAGUUCUGUACCGGGAAGCUCAACUCUGUCUGCAUCACCUGCUGUAACACACCGCUGUGUAACGGGCCACGGCACAGACGCCGCCCACCCGGAUCUCCUGCCCCACCCCUCUUCCUCUUGCCCCUCUCACUUCUGUUCAGCUCCACCUUCCUGUCAUUGUCUUUCUCUCACUGUCUGUCUCUCCACUGGUCUGUCUCACUCAAUGAUGCUUCAACUCUGCACACUCGCUGUCUUUAAAUCACUUACACUCAACACUUCAAAAUUGUCUCACUCUUCCUGUCUCCCUCUCUGCUUACAAUUAAAUUUAAUUUCUCCUCGGCCUAUAUCAGUGCCUCUCUCUCUCUCUCUCUCUCUCUCUCUCUCUCUCUCCCUCUCCUGAUACACACUUAAACUGAAUUUAUGCCAGUCAAAUAUUAAAGGUCACAUCCUUUUCUCAGUCUUUCACCCUUUCUAUCUUUCAAUUUUACUCUCUCUCUCUCUCUCUCUCUCUCUCUCUCUCUCUCUCUCUCUUCCUUUCUCUCUGUCUGUCUCUCUCCCUGAGUGUCUCUUUCUCUUUUUCUUUUUUCUCUGUGAUUCUCUGUAUCUCAUGUAUCUUUUAUGGUUUUGACUGAACAAACUGUCUUUCUGUUCCUGUCUCUGUGCACUAAACAGACAGGAUGUUAGUAUUGGUUGGUUUAUACAGGAUGUGCAGGUUUAUACUUCAUAUAACUCCAUAAACUAAUUACAACGCUGCACAUGUUCCUUUUGAAAUAAAUAAACCAAUAAAUCCAUCUGUUUAUGACUCUCUCUCUCUCUCUCUCUCUCUCUCUCUCUUUUUCUCUCUCUCUGUGUUAAUGUGUGUAUGAUAUAGAUAUUGUUUCACCAGUAACUUAGACCAUGUCGUCCCCAAGUCUCUCUUUCUUUCGAACUCUAUCUGUCUUCACAUCUGUAGUGUUGUAUGAGUGUGGUAAGUCAUGGAUCUCUAGACAGAAACUCUGCUAGAGACCCUGAGGGCUUCAUUAGGAGAGACAGUCGACUGUGUGUGUGUGUGUGUGUGUGUGUGUAUAUUUGUGUGAAUGUGUGUGUGUGUGUAUUUGUGUGUGUGAAUGUGUGUGUGUUUGUGUGUGUUAUAUAAGAAUGAAAGUUAGAAAAUGAGGAGAGUGAAAGAAAAGGUGUAUGUAUGAGAGGAACUAGGGUUAUCUUCUCUCCAGAUUAUCUCAAAUUAUUUUACCUCAUUCUUUAACUACAGAAUAUCUGCCCUUCACUUCACUCUUUCACUAACUGAUGUGAACUAAUGAUUAGUUACUGAUGUGUAACUAAUGAUGGCUUACUGUGCAUCAACAUACAACUCAACUGAGUGACCGAAUGUGUCUUUGUGCCCUUCUGUAUUCUGGGAAAAUCUUCACCCUGUAAGGUGGUAUAAUGAUUAUACCUGCACUUUAAAGAAAACUGCUUCAACAUUGAAAUAUAAUUUGUGUCAAAUUUAACCAGUAGUUGAAAUUGCCUUGUUAAGUAUAGAAGAGCUCUGAUUGUCACUCAGGCAUCCCAAAUAACCCAGAAUUUCUAUUCAGCAGUGGAGCUAUGCUAACACCAGCCUGUAGAAGAAUCACUUUCAGUUGCAUCAUGAAUUUUUUAUUUAAAAAAUCAAAAUGGAAAAUUGAUCUAAAGGAUCUAAGCGAAUCUGGUUCAUAUCACAAAGCCCACAUCAAUAUCAAGAUCGACAUAACAAGAACUUUCUGGAUUUAAUCCUUUAACCCAAUCCACCAUAUUUUGUUAAAUUCACUCUAUCAGAGAAACUGUCAGUAAUUGUGGUGCUUGGACCUUUUAUAACAGUGGAUCUGUAAUAACUUCAGACUAGCAGUUAUUAAAUCAAUAAGAAACCUGGCCUUUAACUAUGGGAUGUGGCAAAUUACACUUCAUGUCAUUUCAUAUAUCCAGGAUCUCAAACAUCAGCACAGCACAUCAAAUAUCAUAAGAGUUUUAGUUAGAAAUGAGAUCUCAGCACUUGUUAAAGAGAUUUAAUUCUGGCCUAGGAUGAGGAUUGUCUUUCACCUUCAAGUAACAUUUAAAACCAUUCCUCUAAAAAAAGAUUUUGAGAACAGCUCUCUGGUCCUUCUGUAAGAUAUCAUUUCAUUUAAUCUUUUCAUUUAAUUCUAGCUUUAUUUGUAUAGUACAUUAAUCAAUGGAAAUUGGUUAAUGUACCAAAAGGCAGCUUUAGAGAAAUAUAAAUUCUACAUUUCUACAUGCUAAUAAGCAAACCAGUGCUGAUGGUGGUGAGGAAAAACUGACAACAGAGAUUCUGAUGAUAAAUAAUCUCUUCUUUAACUGUGUUCUAUAGUGCCAAAAAAACAGAUUCAGUUAUUCAGCCAAACUCAGUUAUUUCUUAAUUCAUUACAGUUUUAACUUAAUGUCUAUUGUAUUAAACAACAGUUACUAACUGUGCAAUGAUGGAGAUUUGAGUGCAAACUGUUCUUAACAAUUACAGUCCUAAGGCUAGCCAAGAAACACAUCCACAGUUUUCCUUCUGGAUUCUAACGCUAUCAUUUACAGUAAACUUUUAGUGAUCCUUAGACUGUUCAUGUGGAGCUGUUCUCAGCAGCAGGUUCCAAGUUCAUUACAACAUUCUAGUCACAAAAUGCUUCACUAAACAAUUAUGUUUUCAGCCUAAACACAGAGACUGUGUCUGAAUCCAGAAUAUUACAUGGUUAUUACCAUGUAAUAACAAGCUCUAU